AUGACGCCCAGUUCGCUAGCCGACGAAAGCGUAAAGGAAGAAGGCAUCGAUAUAUCAGCGCUAAGUAUGAAAGUCGGAUGGGAUGGCGAGAGCUGGGCGACCCAACUCCUCUACGACAACAUCUCGCUCAUCGAAAGUCGAGAAUACAACACCACAAGAAAGGCCGGCUACGCUCUAAGUUUCCACUGGUUUUGCGAAGAGGCGAGAUUCUUAAGCUGUGAGUUCCACGCUCGUGAACAACUCGCGAUGGUGGCGCCGAGCGAUGCGGUCGAUGCGGAGCCAAGGGAGGUGGAAGGUCGCCAGACGCGUGCGAAGAGUGCGGGAAAGAAGGAGCGUCGCGUCGUCAAGUUGAGUAUAAGGUAUAAGAUGGUGCGCGGCAAGCCGAAGCUUACGAAGAAGGCGAGUUAA
Messenger RNA from Alternaria triticimaculans, 408 nucleotides. RefSeq lists its product as uncharacterized. The record is from RefSeq and is a predicted model, not a curated record. Lineage: Eukaryota; Fungi; Ascomycota; Dothideomycetes; Pleosporales; Pleosporaceae. Bases 1 to 408 code for a protein of 135 amino acids. The transcript has a single exon.